GAGCAGUUUACGCAGAAGAACGUUACAAUCGUGCGGGGGGUUGAAAAGUUUGGUCCUGGUUGAUUGUUGAAUGAGAUGGAAGACAGCGCCCCUCAUACCCAUCUUAGAGAAACAGACAUGGCUUCCAAUGACACUACUGUUGCCCCGACAAUGCCUAGUCCAUCCCCUACACCACCCACUGACCCCUCAACAUCAGCAGCUCCUUCUGCUCUCCCCACCCAGGGGCGUGGCUUUGCUAGAUUGGCCAAAAAGGUGAUUCUUGAAACGAGGAAGAUGAAGGAGGAGGAGCAGGAAAGGGCAGAACGGGAAGAGGAAGCUGCAGAGGAAGAUUUGAGUUUUGAGGAGUUGGUCGAGAGAGCUAAAGCUGGAGAUCCUAAAGCUCAGAGCAGUUUAGGUAAACACUACCUUAAUCUUGGGGCAGAGUCAGACGCUGAUGUAAAUAACAGACUGGCUGUCGAUUGGUUAGUAAAAGCAGCAAAACAGGGACGAAGAGAUGCAGCUAAACUACUGCAACUUUGCUGGAUCCAGAGAAAAGGUAUCACCCCUGAAAAUGAGGAAGAAGUGCGAACCCUGUCGAGGGAAUCAAAGUUUGAGCAAGCAGUUCGGAGAGCAGCCAUGAUGAUGUACUGGAAACUGAACCCAGACAGAAAAGAGAAACUGGAUAAGAGUGAGAUACUGCAGAACUUCAGUCAAGUCAAUGCUGAUCCAGAAAGCAGGUAUAGUGGAGCUCCAGAUGUGCAGACUCAGAGGAAAAUUCUGGAAUCCAUGGUGUCUAAUCAAAAAGAUUCCUCAUUUAUGGAUGUAGAAGGUUUUGUGGAAAUGACAAAAAAAUACACACAGAACAUCACACAUACUGGACAGGGAAAUGAGACAGAGACAAACGGCGCAACAGGAGGAAUGAGGGAGUGGAACCAUAUAACAGCACUCGAUAAGGAACAGAAGGAGGCGUAUCCUGUUCCUCAGAAGAAGAGCAGCUGGCCGGGCCAGAUGAUGCUGGAUACCAAACACAGCAUGAAGAAGGCCAUGGACAUUAAAUCAUACUUUUUGGGACUGCAGUACCCACUUCACCUGAUCCUGGAGAUGAAGGAGCACCUGAUCGACUGGGCGUCUCGUGCAGGAGUGCAGUGGUUGAGCACCAUCAUUCCUACCCAGCAUGUAAACGCCCUUGUUUUCUUUUUCAUCAUCUCCAACCUGAGCGUGAACCUCUUUUUCUUCUUCAUCCCUUUGCUCACUUUCUACCUGGCAUUCAUCUCCAUGGCCAUCUGCACCUUGCGCAUCUUCCGAAGCAGUAAAUGUUGGCAGAACUUCAGUGCCCUGGCAGCUUUGCUCAGGCAUUUUGAACCCGAGUUAGACGUAGAGUCUCAUUUCGGGUGGAACCAGCUGGAGCAGCACCUAUACUUUUUGGUUUCUGUGUGUUUUGUGAUUUUCAGCUUCCCAUUGGCAGAUAAACGCUGGAUCCCAUGUUCUGAGCUUUGCACAGUUGCUAUCAUAUUCACAGCUCUGAGUUAUGCCUCUCUGACUCCAGCCGCGGCUUCAUACACCCGCUGGGCACUCAUCAUUGAGGUGGCAUCUUCGCUCUGUGGCCUGACCAGUCGCCUUCCUGAGGAUUUUGUGAUGUUGAGGAUUCUGGGCAGAACAUUUAUGACGGUGCCUAUUGGAGAGUCGGUGGUGCUGACCAUCAGCCUGCCAUGUCUGCUGUACAUUUAUCUGUUCUACCUAUUUUUUAGCAUGGCACGUAUGCACGGAUUCCGAGGAACCUACUGCUUCCUGGUCCCAUACCUGGUGUGUUUCAUGUGGUUGGAGUUCUCUGUGGUUCUCCUGCAGCACUCAACUCUGAUUGGUCUGAUUCGCACCUGCGUGGCCUACUUUCUCAUUCUUUUUGCUUUGCCCGUGCUGGCGAUGGGCUUGGCGGUCAUGUUGGUGAUCCAGAUGGUGAAGUGGUUUGUGGAACUGGAGCUGACAAAGCUGAUGGUGACGUUGGCAGUGUGCGUGGUUCCCGUUACACUCCGCCUGUGGACUCGGUUCAGUUUAUCGAUUCUCAGCGUCUUACGUUCGGUUACACACAGGGGGCCGGUGAAGCUCAUUUUGCUGUGUUUGUUUGCCGUCCUGCUGGUUUGCCUGGGUUACGUGUACAGCGCAGAAGGGCUGAAGGUUUACAACUCCACGGUGACCUGGGAACAGUACGACUCAGUGUGUGGGCCGUCAGCAUGGAAAGAGCAAGGCAUCACUCGCACUCAGAUCAUAUGCAGCCAUCUAGAAGGUCACCGUGUCACCUGGCAAGGGAAGUUUCAGGGGGUCAGAGUUGCCGAGACAGAAAACGGUGCUCAGUCACUGAUCAACCUGCUGCCGGUGUUUAUGGCCGACUGGCUGCGCUGUCUCUACGGCAAUGAGUACCCAUCCUGUGAGGGGCGCAAUGAUACUACACCUGUGCAGAAUCACAUGAACGUUAACGCAUCAGUUCUUCUCCAAAUGCAGGAGGAAGAGGAGCUCUGCCGCAUCAAAUCUGUCGCUAAACAUCGCUGCCACGUCAAACGUUUUGAUAAGUACCGCUUUGAGGUGACCGUCAGGCGACAAGUAUCCAUGGGCGAGCCUGAAGACAUCGAAGGAGACAUUCUCCUUCUUGCCAGCCAUGAGUUUAAACAGGUCCUCCUGAACCUGGAUAAAGGAAGCAUGGUGGAGUUUAGCACCAAACUGGAGGGGAAACUGGGAUCCAAACAGCCAAGAUUUGAACUGAAAGCUAUUAACUGUCUGGACUGUAGUUCAUCACUGCUGCCUGAAGGGGGCCAGGUUAAAAUUGAACGGAACUGGAGAAAAAGUGUGCAGGCUGCCUUGAAAUUUGCUUUCGAUUUCUUCUUCUCACCCCUGCUUUCUGCCAGGAUCAGGGUCUGAUGGAAUGUGAUGCCAAGAUAAAGAGAACUGCUGAUUAAAUGUUAGUUUGAACCAUCGGUGGAAUGCUUGUUGUCCAUUUGCUGUGAUGGCUUUGUUUUUUUUUGUUUUUUGGCUGGUUUUAGUGUGAAGUCAUAAAAUUCAUUUCAGAAACAAACCGCAGAUGUGAGAAGAUAUUUGCUGGAAGUGUGGUUGGUUUUAAUUUUUUUUGGUACCACAUGGACAGUAUGCUAUAUUUUUGGACAUUUAUAAAAAACAGUGUUCGGAUGUAGUUAUUAAUAGAGCAGCAGACUUUUAAAACUAUAACAUUUUAACUGUUAUUAAAAUUAUAUUAUAAAUAAAACUUCUUUUUUUACCCCCCUCAAUUUUCCUUGCAUUACGUUCUCUCUACUGAUGUUGACCUUCACUCUGACUGAGGAGAGCCAUGACUAACAAAUGCCCCCUCCGACACAUGUGCAGUAGCCGUCUGCAUCUUUUCACCUGCACGAGGUGAGUUCAUAUGUGGAUCAGCUUCGUGUACAGAGAGACACACUCUGAUCCUCAUUAUCCCUCGGCUUUGUGUAGGCACCAUCAAUCAGCCAGCAGAGGUCGUAAUUGCAUCAGUUAUAAGGAAUCCCCUCCGGCACCCCACCUUGUGAACAAUGGCCAAAAUAAAACAAUUCUAACUCUAAUUUUAAAUCACCAGUAAGUUCAUAUAAAGACAAAUGUAUGAUAUUGGUACUGGAUCACUAAUUCGCUUGUGGACAUGCCUUCCUACAUAGUGUGGUAGGCAAUUUCAGACACACUCAUUGCUAACGGGUGUAUAAAAAGUAUUUAUAUGUAUCAUUUUUUUAUGAGACCUGAAUAUUAAUGCCCAUAGUUUUGUAAUCGAAUUUCCAACAGCAGUACAGUUCAAAGUCCACAUUCAUUUGUCCAUAUAGUGUAUUAGUUCUUUCUCUGCUAUUCUUUAUCUUGGCUCUAUCUUUUCUUAAAGUGUUUACUGAAGUGUUACUC
Trichomycterus rosablanca is the source of this 3879-nucleotide messenger RNA. It is a transcript of the gene wfs1a, whose product is annotated as Wolfram syndrome 1a (wolframin). NCBI's taxonomy places the organism in Eukaryota, Metazoa, Chordata, Actinopteri, Siluriformes, Trichomycteridae. Bases 76 to 2889 code for a protein of 937 amino acids. The record is from RefSeq and is a predicted model, not a curated record. Gene Ontology annotation, biological process: endoplasmic reticulum unfolded protein response; calcium ion homeostasis. The transcript is spliced from 10 exons. Gene Ontology annotation, molecular function: protein binding. Gene Ontology annotation, cellular component: endoplasmic reticulum; endoplasmic reticulum membrane.